Molecule: messenger RNA, 1686 nt
Organism: Lepus europaeus (European hare)
Lineage: Eukaryota; Metazoa; Chordata; Mammalia; Lagomorpha; Leporidae
Gene: RAB40C
Product: RAB40C, member RAS oncogene family
Exons: 7
Coding region: 64-909 (281 amino acids)
Biological process (GO): protein localization to plasma membrane; intracellular signal transduction
Cellular component (GO): plasma membrane; synaptic vesicle; endosome
Molecular function (GO): GTP binding; GTPase activity
Source: RefSeq, a predicted model, not a curated record
GGGAAGCUGCGGGGCGGCGGCGCGGAGGCCGAGGUCUCGGGGCUCCGGCCGCGGCGGGGCAGGAUGGGCACGCAGGGCAGCCCGGUGAAGAGCUACGACUACCUGCUCAAGUUCCUGCUGGUGGGCGACAGCGACGUGGGCAAGGGCGAGAUCCUGGAGAGCCUGCAGGACGGCGCGGCCGAGUCGCCCUACGCCUACAGCAACGGCAUCGACUACAAGACCACCACCAUCCUGCUGGACGGGCGGCGCGUCAAGCUGGAGCUGUGGGACACGUCGGGCCAGGGCAGGUUCUGCACCAUCUUCAGGUCCUACUCCAGGGGCGCGCAGGGCAUCCUCCUGGUGUAUGACAUCACCAACCGCUGGUCCUUUGACGGCAUCGACCGGUGGAUCAAGGAGAUCGACGAGCACGCUCCUGGGGUCCCCCGGAUCCUGGUGGGGAACCGGCUCCACCUGGCCUUCAAGCGGCAAGUGCCGACGGAGCAGGCGCGCGCCUACGCCGAGAAGAACUGCAUGACGUUCUUUGAGGUCAGCCCGCUGUGCAACUUCAACGUCACCGAGUCGUUCACCGAGCUGUCGCGCAUCGUGCUCAUGCGGCAUGGCAUGGAGAAGAUCUGGAGGCCCAACCGAGUGUUCAGCCUGCAGGACCUCUGCUGCCGCGCCAUUGUCUCCUGCACCCCCGUGCACCUCAUCGACAAGCUCCCGCUGCCCGUCACCAUCAAGAGCCACCUCAAGUCCUUCUCCAUGGCCAACGGCAUGAACGCGGUCAUGAUGCAUGGACGCUCCUACUCCCUGGCCAGCGGGGCCGGGGGCAGCGGCAGCAAGGGCAGCAGCCUCAAGAGGUCCAAGUCCAUCCGGCCCCCCCAGAGCCCGCCCCAGAACUGCUCUCGCAGCAACUGCAAGAUCUCCUAGCAGGCCUGCGAGAAUGGACGUGCGCUCCUGCCGGGCCGGGCCUGCUGUGGGCAGGGACUUUGGCCACCGGGCCCCGCCACGGAGGCUGCAGGUGGAGGGAGGGGGCUGCAGGCGGCCGCGUGCUGGUCCGAAAGCCCUGGGGGGCCUGGCUGCCGCUCUGCUGGGCUCUGCUGGGCCUCCGGAGGGGACUGUGGGGGUGAUGGUGUCCCGAGGGGCCGCGGUCCGUUCCCACGGAGGGGCUGGGCUGCUGCCCAGGGGCCCUCUGGAAGCUGCGCUUGGCGACCAAGCCAUCAGGCCCGGCUCCUGCCGCCUCCCCUGGGAGGUGCACACCAGGACUCACUUGGGCCCAGGCCCCUCCCACGUGGGCGGGGCUGGGGCUCUGCUGUGAGGGUGGAGUGGCCUGGGGGCAGCUCGCGUCCUCUGACCUCAGAUGUGGCUGCGUGGUGGACACCUAGCCCUCCUGUGCUGGGGGCCCUAGUGCAGUGGGGCCUGGCCCCUCGCUGCUGUUGAAGCCGCCAGCUGUCCCUGCCCGGGAUGCGUCCUCCCGGCCCAGACCCCGCCACGGCCUCCUUGGUGCUCAUCUCUACCUCCUGCCCUCGUCACGAUGUGGGUUCAGCACGGCAGUGUGGACGCUGGGCAGAGGCCCCUUCCUUUGGCGUGGUGGGGGGAAGCCCACGUCCCCGUGCGCACAGGAUCAGCACUGGCUCACUGCUGUCACACUCCCCACGCUGGGUUCCGAGCUGUUCUCACUUUGUACAGUAAACGUGGUUCCUGUGA